Fraxinus pennsylvanica is the source of this 345-nucleotide messenger RNA. Lineage: Eukaryota; Viridiplantae; Streptophyta; Magnoliopsida; Lamiales; Oleaceae. The record is from the annotation of a GenBank genome assembly.
AUGGCAUUGCAUGAUCUUCCGGCUGUUUUGUUGCCCGGUGGGGCUUUAAGGCUCUUGGUAGAGCUUGCGAUAUCUCGGGAUGAAGAUAUCCCUGCUUUGGUUUAUGAGGCUCGUCUAGUUAUUAAUAAUGAUUUAUUUUCAAGUGUUGAUGUUGUGCAAAGAAGGGAUCGCCAACUGCGGUUGCAUUGCCUAAUAAGGCAUAUUCUAGACUACUGUGGUUGGAUUGUCCCGGUAGCGAAAUAUGGAUAUGCAUUCACCAUGAAUGGUGUACCAGUAUCUGUUAAUAAACCAACAAUGGUGGUCAUAGUAGGGAGGAGCAUGGUGGCGAAAGAGAAAGCCGAAUGA